AAAACUGAUUCAGUUAGAGGGGGAGAGGGAGAAGUAUAAUAAGAGAGCGAAAGCGGCAACUGCGCAUAGGGAUACGCACAACCUUGGAAAUAGUGAAAAACUCUCACAGUCACCCGCGCUCCCAUCUCCGCCGUAACCACCGCCGCAACCUCCGCCACAACCUUCCGCCACGUGUACUUUCUCUCUCUCAUCUCCACUCCACUCUGUAAUUACCGAGAACUUCUAUUUCCCUCCGUUUCCUGUUUUCGAGAUCGAUACACGAUCCUCUGAAUCGAAUCGAGAUUUGAAAAAAUGGCGGGGAACGAGUGGAUAAACGGCUAUUUGGAGGCGAUUCUGGACACCGGUGCGUCCGCCAUUGAAGAGCAGAAGCCGGCGGCGGCGAAUCUGGACAGAGGCCAUUUUAAUCCGACGAAGUACUUCGUGGAGGAAGUGGUGAGCGGCGUCGAUGAAUCGGACCUUCAUCGGACAUGGCUCAAGGUCGUCGCGACGAGGAACACGCGCGAGCGGAGCUCCAGGCUCGAGAAUAUGUGCUGGAGGAUUUGGCAUCUCACGCGCAAGAAGAAGCAGUUGGAAUGGGAGGAGCUUCAACGGUUCACAAAUCGAAAAAUGGAGCGGGAACAAGGACGGAUGGAUGUAACGGAAGAUAUGUCGGAGGACUUAUCAGAAGGAGAAAAGGGGGAUGCUGUGAGUGAACUCGUGCAUGGCGAGACCCCGAAAGUAGCGUUCCAGAGGACCAUUUCCAACUUUGAAGGUUGGUCGGAAGAUAAAAAGGAAAGUAAACUUUAUAUUAUUCUCAUCAGCUUGCACGGUUUGGUUCGGGGCGAUAACAUGGAGCUCGGUCGUGAUUCCGACACUGGUGGACAGGUCAAGUAUGUUGUAGAGCUUUCUCGUGCUCUAGCACAAAUGCCGGGGGUAUAUAGGGUGGACCUUUUUACUCGGCAGAUCUUGUCACUAGAAGUUGAUUGGAGCUAUGGCGAGCCAACUGAGAUGUUAACUAUGGGUAUUGACAAUGGAGAUGGCGAUGUCGGAGAAAGCAGCGGAGCAUAUAUCAUCAGGAUUCCGUUUGGUCCACGGGAUAAAUAUCUCCGCAAAGAAUUACUUUGGCCCCAUAUUCAAGAGUUUGUAGAUGGAGCUUUAGCUCAUGUUCUUAAUAUGUCAAAAGCUUUAGGUGAACAAAUUGGUGGUGGUCAGCCUGUGUGGCCAUAUGUCAUCCAUGGACAUUAUGCUGAUGCUGGAGAUAGCGUUGCUCUUCUUUCGGGUGCUUUGAAUGUCCCGAUGGUGCUGACCGGACACUCACUAGGACGAAACAAACUCGAACAGCUUCUUAAGCAGGGACGCCAAUCGAAAGAAGAUAUCAACUCAAACUAUAAGAUAAUGAGGAGGAUAGAAGCAGAAGAGCUUUCUCUUGAUGCUGCAGAACUUGUGAUCACAAGCACCAAACAGGAGAUUGAGGAGCAAUGGGGACUUUACGAUGGAUUCGAUGUCAAACUCGAGAAAGUGUUGCGUGCACGUGCUCGACGUGGGGUCAAUUGUCAUGGUCGAUACAUGCCGAGGAUGGUGGUCAUUCCUCCUGGCAUGGAUUUCAGCAAUGUCGUGGUUCCUGAAGAUGCGCCCGAGGCUGAUGGCGAAUUGACACAACUUACAAGUGACGGGUCCUCUCCAAAAGCAAUUCCAACGAUAUGGUCUGAAGUGAUGCGUUUUCUUACAAAUCCUCACAAACCUAUGAUAUUGGCAUUGUCGAGGCCGGACCCGAAGAAGAAUAUAACCACUCUCUUGAAAGCCUUUGGCGAGUGUCGUCCAUUGAGAGAACUUGCUAAUCUAACACUGAUCAUGGGGAAUAGGGAUGAUAUCGACGAGAUGUCGGCCGGUAACGCUAGCGUUCUCACGACAGUAAUAAAAUUUAUCGACAAAUACGAUCUCUACGGUCAAGUGGCGUAUCCAAAGCAUCAUAAGCAGUCUGAUGUUCCAGACAUAUAUCGCCUUGCAGCAAAAACAAAGGGAGUUUUCAUAAAUCCAGCAUUGGUCGAACCGUUCGGGCUUACCUUGAUUGAGGCUGCUGCACACGGGCUCCCAAUGGUGGCGACUAAAAACGGCGGACCAGUCGACAUUCAUCGAGCCCUGAACAAUGGUCUGCUUGUUGACCCUCAUGAUCAGCAAGCAAUUGCUGAUGCUCUGCUGAAAUUGCUAUCAGAGAAGAACUUGUGGAAUGACUGUAGGAAAAAUGGUUUGAGAAACAUACACCUCUUCUCGUGGCCCGCACAUUGUCGCACGUACUUGACUCGAGUGGCAGCCUGCCGUAUGAGGCACCCGCAAUGGCAAACCGACACCCCAGGGGACGAAAUAUCCACAGAGGAAUCCUUCAAUGAUUCGCUUAAGGACGUGCAAGAUAUGUCGCUUAGACUUUCGAUCGAUGGAGAAAAGUCGUCGCUGAAUGCAUCAAUCGAUAUAGCUGCAUCCAGUGACAACCCUGAUGUGCAGGACCAAGUGAAGCGAGUUUUGAGCAAGAUAAAGAGGUCGGGGACUGAACCAACAGAGACUGAAAAAGGGAACAAAAUGCUGGAGAAUAUCCCUGGAAAGUUUCCGAUUUUGAGACGGCGGCGGAGGUUGAUUGUCGUAGCACUUGACUGCUAUGACACCAAUGGGGCUCCAGAAAAGAAGAUGAUCCAGAUGUUGCAGGAAAUUAUUAAAGCUGGUCGACUCGACACUCAAGUUGCACGGUUUACAGGCUUUGCUCUAUCAACAGCCAUGCCAUUGGCAGAGACUGCAGAGUUCUUAAGGUCUGGAAAAAUACAACUCAACGAGUUUGAUGCUAUAAUCUGCAGCAGUGGAAGUCAGGUUUACUAUCCAGCUUCUUACACAGAAGAAGAUGGCAAACUGUACCCGGAUCCAGAUUAUGCAUCGCAUAUCGACUACCGUUGGGGAUGCGACGGUUUGAAGAAAACGAUUCGGAAGUUGUUGAAUGCUUCUGAUGAGGAUUCUGGAAAGUCUCAUAGUCCAAUUCAGGAGGAUGGAAAAUCAAGUAAUGCACAUUGCAUCUCCUACAUAAUAAAGGAUCCUAGCAGGGCUAUGAAAGUUGACGAUUUGAGGCAGAAGCUUCGAAUGCGUGGGCUCCGGUGCCAUCCCAUGUAUUGUAGAACCUCGACGCGAAUGCAAGUCGUUCCUUUACUCGCAUCUAGAGCACAAGCACUCAGGUAUCUUUUCGUGCGAUGGAGACUGAAUGUUUCGAACAUGUACGUAUUCCUCGGGGAGGUCGGGGACACCGACUACGAAGAGAUGAUAUCGGGGACUCACAAGACGAUAAUCAUGAAAGGGAUGACGAACAAGGGGUCGGAAGAGCUGCUGAGGACGUCGGGAAGCUAUGCAAGGGAUGACAUUGUUCCUGGUGAGAGCCCUCUGGUGAAAUUUGUUAACGGGGAUGCAAAUUCUGAAGAGAUUGCCAGUGCUUUGAAGCAAGUUUCAUUGUCUGCUUCCAAAAUCUGAGCUCUUCCAGUUGCCAUUGAAACUGGUUUCGUCUGUUUUUCUUUUCUUCUCCUUGUUCUGUAUAGUUUUUUAGUUGUUCAAUCUAAGAACUUGCGAUUGUUGGA
Molecule: messenger RNA, 3584 nt
Organism: Momordica charantia (bitter melon)
Lineage: Eukaryota; Viridiplantae; Streptophyta; Magnoliopsida; Cucurbitales; Cucurbitaceae
Gene: SPS3F
Product: sucrose phosphate synthase 3F
Biological process (GO): sucrose metabolic process
Molecular function (GO): sucrose-phosphate synthase activity; sucrose synthase activity
Source: RefSeq, a predicted model, not a curated record